UGAAGUCAAUGAACCGUAACAAUUUUGUCGUGAUUUCUAAUUCUAAUUUGUUUGUUGUAUAAAUUGAAUUUUAUAAUCAUGUCUUCCUAUUUAGAUUACUAUUGCAAAAAUAUUGAAGCGAGCAAUGACACCGGAAACUUUAUAAAGGGCAUCUGUUACACCAUGUGUCCUCAAGACGAAGUGAAACUGCGAGAACAAAACCAUAUGGUGCAUAUAUUGGAGGUGUCAGGCCCAGUGAAAAAAAUGGUCAAAAGUUACAGUAGAUCCGCGGCAGACUCCAAUUUGUCCAAACCUCAUCUGUUGCGGCCAUACAACGUACUGAAAGAGACUGUUGAUUAUUUGUUGCUAGAAGUAACCAAACGUUGUGAUGUGUCCAUGUGCUUAAUUUAUGACUUUAUAAAUGACCGACUGAGAGCUGUGAGACAAGACAUCACCAUUCAAAGAUUGCCUCCAGAACAAUGUGUCAACUUGCUAGAGCCUAUGAUUCGAUUCUAUGUUUAUUAUGGUUAUAGGUUAUGUGAAUACCCGGCUUGUGAUUUUGAUCCGGUUCUCAAUAAGAAAUACCUUUUGGAAUGUUUAAAAUGGUUCCUGAGUUGCUGUGACCACCUGCAAGUUUCCGAAAGCAGCGCGCAGAUUAACGAGCUUAGUGGGUUUCUGUCCAAAAUGGAACUGAAAGCCAGAAAUGGGAAAAACCUGACGUGUGACAGAGCGCUGAUGGAAGCUCUGUACAUAUUGUGUAAUUUGGAUGAUGUUCAUCCGUUGUAUAGAUAUUUAAAACUGCCUGCAGAUAUUAAAAGCAACUCAACAAUGCAGCUGUCAUACAAAAUAGCUAUGGCACAUUUGAAGGGCAAUUUCGUGAGAGUUAGCAAGCAAAUGAAGAAACUGUGCCCCCUGACAUAUUGUGCCUUAUUCAUUCACUUACCAGCUAUUCAAAGACAUGCCCUCCAAGUACUGACAGUCGCCUAUAGCAGCAAGCAGUUAUCUGUGCCCAUAGACAUCUUGCGUCGUUGGCUAUGGUUUGACAGCUCGGGCGCUGCAUCCGAUGUUUGCACACACUAUGGUUUGAGGGCCAGUGGGGGAGCGGUCCAGUUGUUCAAGGGAGACUUUAAGACUGAUAUAGUUAUUCAUCAACCGAAGAAGCAUCUUCUGCACGAUGAGAAAUUAAAUAUGAAUGUAGAACAUAUUUUUACAUACUCUAGUUUGUAGUAGUUAACAGAUAUUUUUUUCAUAAUCUAUCAUUAAUAAAAUUUUAAAAUAAGAAUAUGCCACUGUGAUAAAUAUGUUUAGAUAAACAUUUAGUUUUUAUUAUUUUGUUAGGUCUAUACAAAUAAAGUGACAAUAUUUUAAGGGCAGAUUGGGUUAGAGUGCUACUGAAAUAUUAAAAAAAAUUACAGAGACUAAAACAGAUUCAGUCUGAUGCUAAUGUCUUGUAUAAAUUUUAAUGAAAAAUGGUUCAGUAGGAAUUACCAAACCUGCCUUAAAAUAACUAGGUACACAUAAUUACCUAAUUUACAUGCUCAAAUAAAAUAUAUUUAGCUAAUUAAUAUGAAACUUUUCCAUCUAUUUUUGAAUAAAACAACAUAUAAUAUAAAGAAA
Amyelois transitella is the source of this 1596-nucleotide messenger RNA. RefSeq names its product germinal-center associated nuclear protein. Lineage: Eukaryota; Metazoa; Arthropoda; Insecta; Lepidoptera; Pyralidae. The transcript is spliced from 7 exons. Gene Ontology annotation, biological process: centrosome duplication; spindle assembly. Gene Ontology annotation, cellular component: spindle; nucleus; centrosome. The record is from RefSeq and is a predicted model, not a curated record. Bases 79 to 1206 code for a protein of 375 amino acids.